CACUGUAGCUAAAACACACGAAUUAGAAGCGGAACAGCCAGUGCGGUAUCAAACUGGCGUGCUAAGCAACAUAAAACGAAUUGUUUUUGAAUAAUAAUCUAUAUUUAUACAGCAAAAAUGCCGGAUUUGGCAGUAGAAAGGGUUGUUGUUCAUCCUUUGGUGCUGCUGAGUGUUGUGGAUCAUUUCAACAGGAUUGGUAAAGUUGGAAGCCAAAAGCGAGUUGUGGGUGUCCUGCUGGGCUCAUGGCAUAAAAAAGUGCUUGAUGUGUCCAACAGUUUUGCUGUACCUUUUGAUGAGGAUGACAAGGAUGAUUCGGUGUGGUUCCUCGACCACGACUACCUGGAAAACAUGUAUGGCAUGUUCAAGAAAGUCAAUGCGAGGGAGCGAAUAGUUGGUUGGUACCACACAGGCCCAAAGCUGCACAAGAAUGACAUUGCCAUAAAUGAGCUCAUGAAACAGUACUGCUCGAAUUCGGUUUUAGUCAUCAUUGAUGUGAAACCCAAAGACCUGGGUUUACCGACAGAAGCUUACAUCUCAGUGGAGGAAGUGCAUGAUGAUGGAACUCCAACAUCUAAGACAUUUGAACACGUGACCAGUGAGAUUGGAGCAGAAGAGGCAGAGGAAGUGGGUGUCGAACAUUUGUUGCGGGAUAUCAAAGACACAACAGUCGGCACCUUGUCGCAACGCAUCACCAAUCAAGUGCAUGGCCUAAAAGGCCUGAACUCCAAGCUGUUAGACAUCAAGACUUACCUGGAGAAGGUUGCAACAGGCAAGCUGCCCAUCAAUCACCAGAUUAUUUACCAGCUUCAGGACGUCUUCAAUCUCCUGCCCGAUGUCAACCUGCAGGAAUUCGUCAAGGCCUUUUACCUCAAGACCAACGACCAGAUGCUCGUGGUCUAUCUGGCCUCGCUCAUCCGCUCCGUCGUGGCGCUCCAUAAUCUCAUCAAUAACAAAAUCGCUAACCGUGACGCGGAAAAGGAGGGACAAGAAAAAGAUGACAGCAAGAAAGAGAAGAAGGACGAGAAGGAUAAAGAUAAAGACAAGGAGAAGGGAGAUGCCUCAGCCAAGAAAGAUGACAAGAAGGAGAAGAAAUGAAACUGGGUCGACAUGAACUUGAGAUUGCGCAAUCUUGGCUGAUUAUGGGAGGAGUUAUGCGUUUCUUUUGUCCACUUGUAACCACCUGCAAGUUUAACUGGUCAUUGUAUCUGUCAUAAUUCAUGUAUUGAUUAAAAAAGCGGAAGAGUUUGGUUAAAAUUUUUCUCUUUUUUUGAUGUUACAGGCCUGAACUAUCUACAAUACUUUAUUUUGACCAUUAUAAUAUUAAGACAGGUGACAAGUGAUACAACACAGUCCAACUUCAGCUACAUUGUAUUUAGAUUUGUGAAAUUCCUUUUGUAUCAUUAUAAAAACAAUGCUAAACAAG
Messenger RNA from Paramisgurnus dabryanus, 1423 nucleotides. It is a transcript of the gene psmd7, whose product is annotated as proteasome 26S subunit, non-ATPase 7. Gene Ontology annotation, cellular component: proteasome regulatory particle; proteasome complex. Gene Ontology annotation, biological process: proteasome-mediated ubiquitin-dependent protein catabolic process. Gene Ontology annotation, molecular function: metallopeptidase activity; protein binding. NCBI's taxonomy places the organism in Eukaryota, Metazoa, Chordata, Actinopteri, Cypriniformes, Cobitidae. The record is from RefSeq and is a predicted model, not a curated record.